AUGACACCAGAUUCAGUGACUAACCUGCCACACACUUUGUGCCAACUUCAGAAUGGAUCAUCUGCUGAGGAUGAACUGCUUGAUAUAGGAGAGCACCAGACCAUACAAGGACCAGAGGCUGAGAGACCUAACCCAAAUCUGUCACAGAAUGGAUCAUCUGCUGAUGAUGAACUGCUUGAUAUAGAAGAGCACCAGACCAUACAAAGACCAGAGGCUGAGAGACCCAACCCAAAUUCAUCACAGAAUGGAUCAUCUGCUGAGGACGAACUGCAUGAUAUAGGAGAGCACCAGACCAUACAAGGACCAGAGGCUGACAGACCCAACCCAAAUCCGUCACAGGAUGGAAAUUGUGGAGAUGACCUUUUGUACCCUGGAGCACCAAUUACCAAAGGUCAAAGUUUGCUCCUUCUAAUGGCCUACGUCCUGAGGCAUAACCUGACGGGGAUCGCUCUGGACCAUCUUUUACGGAUUUUUAAUGAACUUUUCCCUGCACUGAUACCAGCAACCUCGUAUCUCUUCCAUAAAUCCUAUGGCCAAUAUGGCGAGUAUGUGCCCCAUUUCUACUGCCAUCAGUGUUCAAAUUAUAUUGGAACAAAUGAAUGUGGUUUGACACAAUGUGUUCUGUGUGAGGCAGAAUUUGAUGUGGAUGCUAGUCUAGAAAAGGGUUCAUAUUUUUUGGUUACCAGUUUAUCUUUGCAAAUUAAAGAGAUUCUGGAAAAACCCAACAUCAAAAUCCAAAGACAGACAUCUACUCCAGGUUUAAUUUGUGAUGUGCAAUGUGGAGGGGAGUAUAGAAGGCUUAAAGAUAGUGGUGAUAUAGGUGAUGAUGACAUCAGUCUGAUCUGGAACAGUGAUGGAAUCCCUGUUUUUAUAAGCUCUAGAUGCCAAAUAUGGCCUGUUCAGUGCCAAAUCAUAGAACUAAACCCUACAGACAGGAAGAACAACAUAUGUGUUCCUUGUCUUUGGUUUGGAAAGAGCAAGCCUAAUAUACAGACUUUCCUAAUUCCAUUUGUAAAAGAGCUACAGGAACUUCAAAGUAAUGGGAUCACCUGGAGAGAUGGUUGCUCAAAGGUGCAUGCACUUGUAUGUAGUGCAGAUUCAGUUGCAAGGCCACUUCUCCAAAAUAAGAAACAGUUUAAUGGCAUUUAUGGCUGUGACUUCUGUUACCACAGAGGUGGAGGCUCCUAUCCAUAUGUUAUUCCUGAACCCCGUCUUCGUACAGAAGUUGAGCAUUUUGUUAAUGCUAUGAAUGCAACACCUCAGCAGCCCAUAAUGGGAGUGAAAGGACCAAGUCAACUAAUGAAACUAGACAAAUUUGCAAGGCUUUGUUCCAGAAUAUCAGCAUAG
This is a messenger RNA of Misgurnus anguillicaudatus (oriental weatherfish), 1347 nucleotides long. The record is from RefSeq and is a predicted model, not a curated record. Lineage: Eukaryota; Metazoa; Chordata; Actinopteri; Cypriniformes; Cobitidae.